Messenger RNA from Argiope bruennichi, 906 nucleotides. RefSeq lists its product as uncharacterized. The transcript has a single exon. The record is from RefSeq and is a predicted model, not a curated record. NCBI's taxonomy places the organism in Eukaryota, Metazoa, Arthropoda, Arachnida, Araneae, Araneidae. Bases 1 to 906 code for a protein of 301 amino acids.
AUGGUUCCAGCAACAAAUGUUAAUUUAGAAAUUCCACAGGUUAUGCUUGGUGAUCCGGAAUUUACACGGAGUUCCAAAAUCGAUGCACUUUUGGGUGCUGAAACCUUCUUUGAAAUUGUUAAGGGUGAACAAAUACGUUCAUCUCUAAAUUCAUUAAUAUUUCAAAAUACUGUAUUUGGUUAUGUCGCUGGUGGCUAUGUAAAUACAAACAAUCAGGAGCCAUGUACUAAUAAUUUAUGUAGUUUAGUUUCUCUAAAUGAGAAUAUAGAAAAAGUAAUCGAAAAAUUCUGGUUAGUGGAAAAUAUUAGUGAAGAAAAUACUAUUCUUAGUACUGAAGAAAAGUUUCGCGAGUUGCAUUUUAAAGAAACCCACACUAGAAAUAAGGAUGGUCGAUUUGUAGUCAAAAUGCCGAUGAAAGAAGGUUUGUUGGGUGAUUCUAAAGCCUUAGCCAACGUUAGACUUAACCAAACAGUUAAGCGAUUGCAUAAGAAUCCCAUGAUGCAAAAUUUAUAUAAGGAAUUUAUUGCAGAAUAUGAAAGUUUGGGUCAUAUGGAAAAAGUGAAUAAUGACCUUUGUGAAGGAUUUUAUUAUUUGCCUCAUCAUGGAGUUUACAAACCUGAAAACUCAACCACAAAAUUAAGGGUUGUAUUUAAUGCCAGUGCCCCUAGUACAUCGGGACAAAGUUUAAAUGAUUUGCUUCUUGCCGGUGCAGUGAAAGAAAAUAUUUUUGAAAUAAUGACUAGAUUUAGGACUUAUAAAUAUGUAUUUAUGGCAGAUAUUAAGAAGAUGUACCGUCAAAUAUUAAUUGAUGAAUCGCAAAGAAAUCUGCUAAAAAUAUUAUGGAAGAUGGCACAGCUGUCAAUAAACUUAUUGCCAGUAAAUCAAGAGUUGCUCCCAUUAAAGUAA